AUGAAUAAUGCUACGCUGCUCCAACGACGAAGAAAGUCGAUUAGAAUCUCAAAGGAAGAAACUCUUCUCAUGCUUCGGGCGUAUCGUACGCAUCCAACAAGAUGGAAUGACGUCAUUGAUGACAUCAAACAAAACCUUGACCGGCUUCCACAACAAGUUAGAGAAUUGUACAACUCUGCAACUAUCAAACAGCUAAAAGAUCGGUUGUCGGUAAAACUUGCAAAACUGAUGUCAACAAGAAAUAUUGAAGAUCAAGAUCUAAUAGGCGAGGUUGAGAGUAUUCGUGAAAAUGAAAGACGUCUGGUGCGUAAUGCACCUCGGGCCGGCGAGCCUAUGCAACAAAAUGGACGACAACAAAAUCAACAAGCCCCAGCAGCUGACCAAGAAAACAACGCAGAUCGCGGAGAUCGUGACCGUCAAGUAGAUGGCGACCAGGCUGCUCCGGCUGGGAGAGCAGAGCGUCGGGAUGCGGCUGCUGCAGCUUUCUCUGACAAUGAUUCUGAAGGCGAUGAGCAAGAACCCCCAAGGCGACGAUGUCGUCUUGCUGAGCUAGUAAGGGAAAAUCAUGAAAUGUACGAUAAGUUCAUGAAAAAAAAAUUACCAAAACUGAUGCGAGAAUUUGGCAUAUCUUCUAGCGAUUCAGGUUGACUCUUUUUCUUCUUAGGA
This is a messenger RNA of Mercenaria mercenaria, 666 nucleotides long. RefSeq lists its product as uncharacterized. The transcript has 3 exons. The coding region runs from base 1 to 648 and encodes 215 amino acids. The record is from RefSeq and is a predicted model, not a curated record. NCBI's taxonomy places the organism in Eukaryota, Metazoa, Mollusca, Bivalvia, Venerida, Veneridae.